AUGGGGAAGAACAAUAAGAUCGGAAGCGUUGUUCGGAUCCGUCAAAUGCUCAAGCAGUGGCAGAGGAAAGCUCACAUCGGAUCCAACAACGAUCCUCCCGCUUCCGAUGUGCCUCCCGGUCACGUCGCGGUUUCCGUCGGCGAGAAUCGGCGGAGAUACGUCGUCCGUGCGAAGCAUCUGAACCAUCCGAUCUUCCGACGGCUACUCGCGGAGGCAGAGGAAGAGUACGGAUUCUCCAAUGUCGGUCCGUUAGCGAUCCCAUGCGACGAAUCGCUGUUCGAGGAGAUCAUCGAGGUCGUAACUCGCUCCGAUUCGUCUGGACGAGGCAAUCCGGUGACGUUGGAGGAUAUCCGGAGGUGCAAUCACGUCGGGAUGGCGAAGAGCGUCGAGUACUUAUCGGAGUCUGGGCCGUUGCUUCCUGGGAUCGCUGAAAAAUCUGUAUGCUAA
Microthlaspi erraticum is the source of this 447-nucleotide messenger RNA. NCBI's taxonomy places the organism in Eukaryota, Viridiplantae, Streptophyta, Magnoliopsida, Brassicales, Brassicaceae. The record is from the annotation of a GenBank genome assembly.